This is a messenger RNA of Ixodes scapularis (black-legged tick), 9243 nucleotides long. RefSeq names its product activin receptor type-2B (gene put). The transcript has 10 exons. Gene Ontology annotation, molecular function: activin binding; ATP binding; activin receptor activity. Gene Ontology annotation, biological process: activin receptor signaling pathway; cellular response to growth factor stimulus; protein phosphorylation. Bases 372 to 2090 code for a protein of 572 amino acids. Lineage: Eukaryota; Metazoa; Arthropoda; Arachnida; Ixodida; Ixodidae. The record is from RefSeq and is a predicted model, not a curated record. Gene Ontology annotation, cellular component: activin receptor complex; plasma membrane.
GAGGAGGGUGGUUCAUCCGGGUGAUCCGGGUACUUGUUCCGGAGGCGCAAAAAGCUCCGCCAUUUUGGUAAUGUGUGUUUUGUUGGUGCCUGGUACAUUGUUAACUUGUGGCGAGUUGAAGGGCCCUUUGCGGGUGCGCGCAGUGAAAUGACAUGAAGGCGACAGUGUUUAUCGCGCGCGUAAGCACGGGGGGAAGUCGUGAAACGGUGCGGGCGUAGUGGAAUGAUGUGGCCGCCAUGGCAGUCAUGAGGCGACGGCUCAAGCCCAAGUGAGCGGGGCCCAUGAGCGAAGACCUGUUUCCUUCGAUGUCUUUGUGGCGACGGCUUGUUCUGGACGCUCACCACGAUCCUUGCUGCACGGAGUGACCCAAGAUGCGACCCCUGUGUGAACGCGACGUGUGCACGACGCUCGGGAUUACAAACCGUUCGCUCGCGCGUGCUACACUGCUCGUGUUGUGCUGCUGGGGAGGCCUCUCGUUUGCGGUGAGCCCGAGCCGUUUCCCAGCCACACCCAUGCGGUGCGAGUACUACAACGAGACGCUGUGCCAGGGGCCUCCGGGCCCUGGCGGUGUUCCGCUCCCAGGCUGCAACGGCAGCGAGGAGUGCAAGCCUGGUGAGAAUGAGAAGGGGAACCUGUGUUACGUUCUAUGGCAGAACACCAGCGGCUCCCUCAGCAUCAAACUCAAAGGCUGCUGGGUGGGCAACAACCACGAGUGCAGCCGGAGCGAGCACUGUGCCGAGACCAAGAGGGAGCCGGGCGUGCAGCUGCUCUUCUGCUGCUGUGAGGGGGACCUGUGCAACUCCCACCUCAAGCCCUCCGCCAAGCUCACCCCUGCACAGUCCCCCACGACGGCCUCUUCCCCCGUGCGGCUGACGCGGAGCGACCUGCGCUGGGAGACGGUGCUGGCAUGCAGCCUGGGGCCCGUGGUGGGCAUGGCUGGCCUGCUGCUGGCAGCCUGGUGGGUGUGGCAGCGGCGCAAGCUGCACCACGCCCCCUUCGCCCAGGUGCCCACAGCCGAGCCCACCCCGCUGCCCUCGCCCCUGGUGCCCCCCCGCUCCCUGCAGCUCAUCGAGGUCAAGGCCCAGGGCCGCUUUGGGGCCGUCUGGAAGGCCCGCUAUGGGUCGCAGUACGUGGCCGUCAAGAUCUUCCCGCCCCAGGACAAAAACUCCUGGGCUGUGGAGAAGGACAUGUACAAACUUCCCCAGAUGAAGCACGAAAACGUGCUGGCAUUCCUCGGGGCUAGCAAAAACGGGGACAACCUGCACGUGGAGUACUGGCUCGUCACCGAGUACCACGAGCGGGGAUCCCUUUCAGAUCACCUCAAGGCCCACCUGGUGAGCUGGGGGGAGGUGCUGAAGAUUGGGGAGUCAAUUGCCCGGGGCCUGCGGCACCUGCACGAGGAGCUGCCGGCCAGUAAGUUGGAGCCGUACAAGCCGGCCCUGGCCCACCGGGACUUCAAGAGCAAGAAUGUGCUGCUCAAGGCCGACAUGACUGCCUGCUUGGCAGACUUUGGCCUCGCCCUCGCCUUCCCCUGGGGAACCUCUCCCGGCGAGGCACACGGGCAGGUGGGCACACGCCGGUACAUGGCGCCGGAGGUGCUGGAAGGAGCCAUCAACUUCAGCCUGGAUGCAUUCCUGCGCAUCGACAUGUACGCCUGCGCCCUGGUACUCUGGGAGCUGGUGUCGCGUUGCUCCGCCCAAGACGGUCCCGUGGACGAGUACAUGCUGCCCUUUGAGGAGGAGGUGGGACAGCAUCCGACCCUGGAGGACAUGCAGGAGGCGGUGGUCAACAAGAAGGUGCGGCCCCGCAUCAAGGACCACUGGAGGAAGCACCAGGGACUGGCUCUGCUGGGGGACACGAUCGAAGAGUGCUGGGACCACGACGCGGAGGCCCGGCUGUCUGCCAGCUGCGUGGAGGAGAGGAUAUCCUUCCUCUACAAGACAGUGCCUCCAACCCCGAGUGAGGUGCCCCUGCUGCUGCCGCCGGGAGACGAGAAGGGUGCGGAUGACGACUGCUGCGUGCCCGUGGUGAACAUCAAGAGUGCUCUGGAGACGUCGGUGCUCCUGCCUCCCAAGGAGUCUAGCAUCUGAGGGCAAUGCCUGCCUCGAGAGUCCGCAAGCUCCCCGGGGGACGGCCGAGGAACAAAGUGCCCGGGCCGUGUUGGACCCUAUCGCCCGCACCGGCGUCCUCUGUGCGUGAGAGCGGCAGUGCGUGUGCGCGCGAAGUGGGAGGAGCAGUUCCACGGGUGUUUCGCAUCUAGUCAGGCAGGCGGGGGCGGGGAGCCGGGAAGCGGGGAAGCGCUCCCGCCUCCACAACGCUGGGUAUCAUCCGCCUCCCCGCCGAGCUCUUCUCGAGAGGUCGCCUCGACCCGUUCGAGCCCCCACUGCAGGAACUGGACGUUUUUUAUCCUUUUGUUUUUGCAAAAAAGAGAGAAAGAGGACUAUUUAUGGUUUUUGCAGCAGUCAACCGAUCGACGAAAGAUUGUGGCCUCGGUGCAGACUGCCUUUCAAUGUCUGUUGCUCGGUGCAGACAGCUUCUAUUUACAUUGUGGAGCCUCUUAUUUUAAAAAGCCGACAGAAUCCUCAGAACAAGCUCUCGAGGUUUUCUCGUAAACAAUAACAGGGUCAUGAAAGAAAAAAACAAAGAAACGAGUUUGCAUUGGUUGUUGCGCGGCGCUGUACUGCGAGGCAAGAGGAAUGUUGUAAAUUUGAGUCUUGUUUAGGUCGUGGGUCUGCUUGGUUGUGGAACAUGCUGCAAGAUCACAGUGGCCCCCCCCCUUUCUGUCGCUGUAUGCUAAACAUUUAAGCUUGCUAAUGUUGCGAAAAAACAUUGCCGCAAAUUAUUCACUUUGGCAUAUGCUCUUUUGUUUUCUGCAUACUUAAGCGAUUUUAUUUUUCCAGGCUCAAUAUUUUGAAAAUUUUGCUAGGUGUCGGUUUCAGGAAUGUUUUGCGGACACAAAAUUUCGUGAUUAGGAGCGAUAUGCAUUGUAUUUUAUAUUAUAGUGCGAUAUGUUCACGUGAUCAAUUUUUAGCAAUAUUUUCUCGGUCGCGAAAAUGUUCCAGUUCACAUGCUGGAUUCAAGAAGAGAAGCUUUUAUCAGGAAAAUCGAAAUUUUCUUCAAAAGCAACUUACUGAGCACCCCAAAUUCGUGCGUUUGGGCUUCGAGCCAUAACAGGCUCACACUACCGUCUGCAUUGGCUUAAUUGUCAUCUUACUGGGCCGUCCAGUUUUGUUGCAUAGGCCAGCAAUUGGCACAUUACUCUAAAGUAUAUUGCAGAUGCUGACUCUGCAACGAUCCUUUGCAUUCCUGCAAAGUGUUUUGGUUAGCGUGGCCCAAGAUUUGCCCCGGGGCAAUGUUUUCUGGCUCGUCCGUGAAAACUCUGGAUAUUAACGGUCAUAUUUCCGAGGGGGGUUCCACUUUGUUGGACACAAAGACAAAGAAAGGAAUCUUGAAUGCAUGUGCAUGUGUGAAUGCAUUCUCUACAUCUUGCAUUGAUAUAAAGAGUAUAAGCCGAUUUUGUUUUUAUAUUUGUUGCUGUUACAUGUGACCUGCUCGUCUUGUUUUCUCACGGUGAUUUGUACAAGAUACAAAGGUGCUGCUUGACCUUAGUAGAAAUCGUUGGUCCUAUAUGUAUCUUCAUGGCAUUUACGAUUGGUAAACUCCAGCCUAAAUCAUGAGUCAUCAAGUUUGUGCUGGCAAAAAAGGCCUGGAAGCUGGGCCCCAUUCAUAAACAAGUUGUGUAAUCGGUGUUAAAAUUUAAAACAGCAGGCACCUAAAGAUGCAGCUUUUGACGUUGAGAGAUUUUCCUCUGAUGCAAUUGUGUAGCCAAAUAACCAUUCAGGCUUUUCGUGUAAUUCAAGAAAGUUUGUGUUUACGGGUAGCCACCAUUUUUUCUCAUCUCAUUUCAUCUCGCAUCCUCAUUGAGACCUGGGAAGCAUUGGUUUGUUUUCUAGGAAGCAGUUGCUUACAAGGGGGUGUCCGUGUGAAUACAACAGCUACGUUUCUGGAGGGGUGCACUAUGAGGCAUGCUAGGCAUUGGGUAUGGCACACCAGGUUGUUCUAGCAUAGUGUAGGCACACUCAGUUAUAAAUUGGAACUUUGCAAAAAUCUAUGAUUCGAGUGUCCCCCACUGGCAGCAAGCUGCCUUCUGGAUGUGAUGUGCUUUCCUCGUGGCAGCCGUUCUGCAGCGCAUAAAGGGGCAGUGCAACGAUCUUAACAUUGACAGACCAUCUUCCCCCGAAAAACUGCUAUUCCGCUGUGUAAUUGCAAAGGAAAAAAUGAAUUAUUUCCAACCUGCAGCCACGUGCGGCGGUUACGGUAACUACGGUGGCACGUCACGGUGGUACUCGUGGAAGUCAACAAAACAUGUCCCUCUUUGCUGCUACACUGGCCAGCAGCCCCGUGGCGAAUUGUCUUUUGUGUCGUUCAGUCGCCGCGACCUUUGGCGAUGCUAAUCCUUGAAAAGUCAAUUGCAGAAGGAGCGAUGAAGAGAGAACUCACGGAAAACCAGGCGUUUCCCCAGAGAAAUCAUUCAAAAUAUUGCGUGAGAGUUGAGGGCACUUUGACCUUAGAUUUCUUUAAUUUCUAAAAUAAAAACUGAUGUGUGUAUGUUAUUGAUGAUUUAUGUACAAUGAGCUAAAAAAACAGACAUUUGUCAAGGUGUGCUGUGUAGGAGAAGGUUUUCGUGCCAACGAAGCACCUGGGGCGGACUAUACGCCUUUCCAAGAAAUAUCGACCCCAGGGCCAGGAGCAGCAGACAGUUUUCGAGCCCAGUCACUGGGUAUUUUUCUGAGGACAUUAGAAAGCAUUGUACCACAAUUAAAAAAACAAAAAGAAAAAAAAAACAAAAAAACUUGUAAACUAUUUCUGUUGGGUAUGUGCGCGAUAGAACAAAAGCAACUACAAAGUUGUCCUUUUUUUUUUUUUUACAUCAAGUUUUGGCGGCGUUGUUGGAUUAGUUGUGUGUCAAGCGACAGAGCGCUUAGCUGUCGAAAAUUAUUUACAACAGAAGAUAGCCCAAAGGCAUGCAUUUUUCACGCUCAAAAAUAAUGUGUUUACCAAUAACCAUUAUAUAAAAAAAAUUUAUUUGAGAAAGAUCUCAAAUAACAGUCACAGUCGACGACAGUCACAUCUUCACGAUCGGACGGAAUCCAAGGUGACUUUGUUUUGGGGCACGUUUCGGGUAGAGCUUCCUUUUUUUCACAACAGCACCGAGGCAAAGGAACGAACGCGACUGACCUGUUUUCCCCUUGAACCCGGACAACUAUUUUUCGAGAUGACUGAGGACUACGCAGAUUAUCCUUGGGGGGGGGGGAGAGAGAACACGAGGGCCGUUUGACGUCCUUCCCCUCCUUCGUUUCCCGUGAAUGUCGAGCAGAGAAGCUUGAAUGGCAGGCACUUACCAGCCCUAUUUUUCACAGUGGAAGAUAACACAGAAAGAGUACUCGGCAUGUGUCACAAAAAUUAAGUGGAAACUUUCAAGCGGGUUCUGAAAACGUUGAAUGCAAAACUGUUAAACAUAGGCAGAGAAUCGUGCUGGGCAGGUUUUUACAGUCCAAGAGAGUGGCAGAAAAUUUCUGGCUGAUAGGGGGUGCAAGAGUCUCGCCAGCCGCAUCAACAUAAUCAACAUGGCGGCGGCUUAGGAGUGUUUUUUUGGAAAGGUGUAUACACCGGGUGCAGACUAUAGCCCGGAAAAUACGGUAAUUGGCCAAAGUCCAAAAAUCGUUGCACCGCCCCUUCAAAUCAACUAGGUUUAGCAACCUGUCAUAUUAUCCAUCACAUCUUACUGUCCAUGGCACAAAACUUCUGACAGUUGACCACAGCAGUACAAAAAAAACAGCUUUAUAAAAGAGCAGAGUGAAACCAAAUUCUAAUGUUCAAUGCAAUAUACAAGUUUUUUAGCUGCACCAAAUUUUAAAUAAAAGGGGGAAACUUAUAUAAAUGUGGUUUUCACUGCAUGUUUAUAUGGCUCUGCAGACAUUAGACUGAUUCAACCAUCACUAUUAACAAAUUGACUAAAAUUUGCUAAAUAACCUUUUAAUUAAUUAAUUAGGAUAUGUUUAUAUUACAACCAUUGAAACAGUUGUAUGCCAAGACUUUAUUUUUUGUAAAAUUUGUGAAACCAUCCUGUGUUCUCGGACAUCUGCCCCCAAAUUUUCUACUUAUUCCGACUUCUUUUUUCCACUUAAUCCGGCAAACCCGCGAAAGUGGGCACUAUAGCUGAACUUUGCUACAUUAGCCGGAUAAAAGCGCAAAAUUCGGGGACGAAUAUCGCGGAACAUGGACUACUGGUUACGUGAAUUCUACAAAAUGGAAAUCUUGGCAUAUAACCAACCGCCUCAAAGUUUGUAAUAAAAAUAUAUAUUCUAAUUACAGUAAUUGAAAAGUUAAUUAACGAAUUUUAGUUACUUAAUUUGAUAAUAGUGAAGGUUAUAUUCCCAUCUAAUGUCCGCCGAGCCAUAUAAACAUGCUGUAAAAACCGCAUUCAUAAAACAUUUCUCCCCUUCAAAGAUAUGUUGCGGCUAAAAAAAACACUGUAUAGCAGUCAACAUUUGUCUAUCUGCAUCACCCUUGCCCGAUGGUGGAAUGCAUGGAUUGGAAUGGCAUGAUCUGUUGGCGACACAAUAAAUGUGAACCUAGAGCCAAGGACCCUUGAAUCUGGAACUUUCACCACAAAUUGGUGUGAUGUUGAAGAAAAAUUUGACUAAUUUGGACACCCACCCAUAAUCUGGAACAAGCUUCGAAUAAGCUGCUAAGAACCAAAAUUUUGCAUGGCAGCUUUUUAUUUUUUUGUAUGAACUGCAUUUUGUUGCCUUGAACAGUGCAUGUAGGAAAGGUUGAUGCUCCUUGCAGAAGUUCAGCACGGAGCCUAUUUUUCUGGAGGUGCACGCACAAACGGAAGGUACAAAAAAGGGCAGAAAAAAACGGGGAGACUUGCCCAUCACUGCCAACAUUCCUGUUUGUACAAAGCAUGCUUUGGUUCCUUUACAGUCAUGUGUUCGAUACUUAAGAGGGUGGCAGUCAAGAGGAACUCAUUCCAACGCAUAGAUGUGCCAUUUCACAACCCUCGGCUUCUCUCCACCUUCUUUUCUUCCCAGUUUCGGUUUUGUCGCCGAAACUGAAAUUCAACCUCAUAGUCUCGCAGAAAUCUCGUAGCAGGUCUAUGGCACCCACAGGAGUUUGUUGUUCAAAACGUGCCAAACGGAGCUUUGCUUCCUCUUUUGUUGACUAUGGCAUCCUCUGAAAGCCUGACGGGUACCUUCAUUGGCCGAAUUGGUUCAUGCAGCAGGACAUUCAGUUGUGCAGUUCCUAUUUUGGCGGUUUUGUUGCACCCUCACAAGCUCCCUUCUGCCAUCGCAUCAUCCCUAUUUGCAUUUUGCCUCAUCUAACCGCGGGAGAACAGCUGGCAAGCCCCAGCCAUGGAUGCGUCCCCCUUAUGUCUGGCAGGUACGCAAAAGCCCCGGGCAAGGCGCAGUGGUGGUGGAUCACUACUUAACGACAACGGACUUGUCUACCGUCUUUGGAGUUGCAGCUGACGUGUUCGUUGAUUGUGCUUACUAAAUUGUACAAGACCAGUAGUAGCUUGUUCAGCGAGGAACGAACGAGCGCCGUAAUGUAACCAGACUAAUUCUGGGCGUUUCGUUGGUUCAGCUGUACACAUUGUGUGUGUGCGUGUGUGCAUGUAAGACUGAGAAAGCCAUGUCGGAUAUGAAUUUGUCCCUUGCGGAAGCAACUUCUGUUGUAUGUAGUAUUGACGACAAAGAAGGACUGAGAGACAGUGCAGGGAUAAUACUCUCAAAAGUCCGCUCUGCAAGCUCGUGGCAUCUGGCGGCUUCCCUCACCACCGGCAGCUAGAGUACAAACCAGUUUGUUUCUGUAAAUAAACAUGCAUACAGUAAUGGAAUACAGGCACGUCAGGAUCUGGUGACAUAAAGCAAAACCAGUGCCGUUUUGCUCGAGGACUUGUAUCCAGAGAAUAGAGGAACAAUCCAGUCUGUUUUCUGGUCUCUUGGCAGGUGGAUGUGUGCUCCCGAAGGCUUUGCUGAAGCCGAGGCAGGGGUGUGCUUUUGCUUUUCAUUCUAGGCUUUUCGACUCUUGCUGAGGCAGCAUAAAAGUGAACGAAAUCGAAAAGGCUGACAGCUGUAGAUGAAAACAAGGUUCUGAUAAGUGCCUUUUCGUUCUGCCAACUGUACUUGCUUCCUUGAUGGUUUUUCUUUUUGUUUUUAUGUCGAUCUCCAAAAGAAAUCGAGCAAGCCCUUAACUCCUGACACGGGCUUGCAACUGUCUGCCUGGUUAGGGAGAAUUCUCGUUUAUUUGAUGCCUGUCCUUAUGUGUAAAAAAAAAAAGAAAAUAAUCAUAAGAGAGCUCAUAAGUGCUGCUGUGAAGGAGCAAAAUUUUAUUUUUAAUACCGCAGGUUUUUGUAAUUUACCUGAUCAAACGGAGUGUUUCACGCUAGUUGGUGUAGUUUAGCUUGUUUUGUCUUGGCAGCAUGCCCUUCCUGCCCCCUUUUUUGUCUUGAGAUUGUAUGUUAGAAGAUAAUGCUUUUUGGUGUCUUGCUUAUGCAAUUUUAGAAUGACUCGGACUGCGUGAAAUAGGGGGCAACGGGGGAUGUGUGACGUUUGAACUUUACUGGCUGAAAGCACUAGGCUUUGCCUAGGGGUUAGCGUUUGCCGUCAAGUAUACACUGUAGAAUCGAGUUUCCGAUUGUUUGUUUGUGAAAAGUUUGCAAUCAUGUUAGCACAAUGAGAAGCAAAUUUUCAUUACUCACCAAACUGUCGAAAACAUGAUGGAGCAAAAUUUUCUCGGCUAAGAGGAAACAAAAAUGAUAAGGUACUCUUGGAAAAGCAGUAUUGGCUGCAGUGUGCUUGAAGUGAGAUUCGGUUUGUUUGCAGUAAUGGCACUUUGUAAUUUGAGCCAUGUACAAAACUUGGCAGUGUGCUGGCUAAAGUAGGCUAUUUCUCUGGGUUUUGUCCAGCAUUACGGAGUGCAAGCUGUGUGUUGGCACCGGCUGUGUGAAGGCCUCAGAAAAGGGUUCCCAUGCAAAGGUGCUAAGCAUACCUUGUUGCAGUGUACAGAUAUCCUCAUUCCCAAGUGCUGGUUCAUCACAUUGCCCCUUUGUACAUUACCCAUUCCUUCUUUUGUUGUUGCAAAACUAUGCUUACUCUGUUCAAAACCAAAAUAAUUUGUGUGCUUUGUUCAUAUGCCCAGACAGAUUUACAAUAAAAGGAAACUUAUCUACAAAAA